GUCGAAAAGGUAAACAACAGACAGCGUGGUUUGUUUUCCGCUCCAAUCGAACCCAAAAAAAGGUAACUAUUUCGCGCUUGUUGCAAUUAAAUUAGUUAAAAGUGAUUUGAACUCCGUGCUGUUGAGUGCGAAUGAUUAUUACAACGAAGGCGCUCGCUGUAUUACCGCAUUCCGGGCUCCAAACGACGCAUCGCUCUUUGCUUGCACGUCUCAGGCAUUACUUCAAGAACAUGCUCUGUCCGGAUCUGCAUCCUCCGGCAACUGUGCGGGGAAUGAAGCAACUGGACCGUUCGGCUUUCUCCAAAACCAUCAAAGUGCCUCAUCUGCUUGUGCCUAAGGACAAAAAUCUGAACGAUAUCUGUCGGGCUAGCAAGAAGUACCUGCUGAAAAUGGAACGCUACAAACCGGUAAUAACGGAACAGUACAAAAUAACCCUCCACCCGCUGGCCGUACAGAAGUGGGAAGAUUUAGCUGAGCUGAACCUGGAAAAGUUAGACAUCGGUAGUGAGGCGCUGGUUUGGGAGGAAAUUCAACUGAAGUAUGAGAAUUGGAAGUAUGAUGAAAUUUUCAAAGCCGUUCUGCCGGCCGACAAGGAAGCACUUUCAUCGUUCAGCAAAAUUGGCCAUAUUAUUCAUCUGAACCUGAAGGAUCACCUGCUGCCGUACAAGGAGUUGAUUGGGCAGGUGAUUUGUGACAAAAUAGCGGACUGUCGGACGGUGGUGAACAAAUCGCUCUCGAUCGAUAACACCUACCGGAACUUCCAGAUGGAACUGCUCUGCGGAGAGCCCGACUAUCGUGUGUCGGUGAAGGAGAAUGGAUGUCUGUUUGAGUUUGACUUUUCCAAAGUGUACUGGAACCCUCGUCUUUCUACCGAGCACGAGAAGAUAGUGAAAAUGCUCGCCAAAACCGACACUCUGUUCGAUCUUUACGCCGGCGUUGGCCCGUUCACCGUGCCUUCAGCACGUCGCGGAUGCAAGGUGCUGGCAAACGAUCUCAACCCCGACUCGUACGAAGCGUUGGUGAACAAUUGUGCAUUGAACAAAGUGUCCAAACACGUGACAUGCCACAACAAAGAUGCGGUCGAUUUUAUUAAGCACGAGGUCAAACAAGCUUUGCUGGAAAAGUGUACAGAUGAGAGUAUGGAAGGAGACAUUCACAUUACCAUGAACCUACCGGCGAUGGCGGUGGAGCAUUUGGUACACUUUCCAGGGUUGCUUAAAGGCGAGGAUGUUGUCCUGCGCAAACAACCGCUCGUGCAUGUGUACUGCUUUGCGAAAGGGGUCGAAGAUAAGAAGCAGAUCGCGCGCGAGCUCGUAGAACAUUGGAUUGGGACGGAUGUGACGGAUAAGCUAAAAGAAAUAGCCUUCGUGCGCAAUGUGGCCCCUAACAAGGACAUGAUGCGAGUUAGUUUCUACCUUACGGAAGAUUUACUGUUGGGUCGCAUUGCGGUUAAAAAACGACAGCAUGAAGAGGAGGACUCGCCGCAAUCGGAAGAGGCUAAGCGACCAUGCAACCGCUAGAACAAAUCAACAGUAUGGCCAAGAAAGCGAACAAGAUGAAGGACCAGCGAAAGCAGUUGGCGAAGAAAGCGAAAACUGUGUUCUCGGUAUCACAGGCCAAAAAGGGCAACCUUAAAAAAACGAAGGAAGUUUCGAGCAACCUUAAAAAGAUCCAGGUCAACGACAAGCGCGAAAAGGUGGAUAAAAAAUUUGAGGAUCUGCACGCUCAAAUCGUGUCGAAAAAGGCUGCCAAACCAGCACCGAAACCUCUUCCGGUAAAAAACAAAAGCAAACCGGACACAAAAAAGAUCGAAGCCGAUCUGAACGAAAUGCAGAUGUAGAAAUAAAUCCGUUAUAGAAAGCGAAUCACCUAAUUGCCAUGUGGUAAUGCAUCCGAAAGAAAAAUCUUAUUGGAAUUAAUUUGAAAGUUUCGAUUCGUAUUAGGCAGCGGAGACUCUACUGUAAUUGAAACGACAGCUUGACAGAGCGGUGACAGUUCAACGUAAACAAUAAAUAUAUUCCACCUCGUUCGGCGAGUACGCGCUUGCAGCAAAGCAAAAGGUUCCUUUCACACGCGCAACUCUAGCACAGCCAUGGCGUCCGAAAUUCCCGAACGGCUAAUCAUCGGACCGAAGGAAGGUGUAACCUAUCCGCUAACGGUAGCGUACUGUGGCAACUGCUCCAUGCCGCUCGAGUACUGCGAGUACUACCCGGACUACGAAAAAUGCAAACAGUGGCUGGAAAAGCAUCUGCCGGAUGAGUUCGAGCGCAUGAAGAUGGGUGCGACGGGCGGCGGCGGCGGUGGCGAUAAGGGUGGCACCGGCGCAGGUGCCACCUCGAACGCUGCCGGUGAACCGGCCGGGGAUGGCGCGGACGACGCGAAGAAACCCCAGAAGCGCGGCGGCAAGGGCAUGAUGAAAACGAAAAAGGCGAAGGACGACGUGCCGAAGAAGAUAACGCUGUCCCGGUCGGCACGGGGCAAGCGGAAGUCCGUCACGGUGGUGACCGGUCUGGCGACGUUCGAUAUCGAUCUCAAGCUGGCGGCCAAGUUUUUCGGCACCAAGUUUGCGUGCGGCUCGUCCGUCACCGGGGACGACGAGAUCGUGAUUCAGGGCGACGUUAAGGACGAGCUGUUUGACAUCAUCCCGGAAAAGUGGCCCGAAAUUGAUGAGGAUUUCAUCGACGAUCUGGGCGAUCAGAAGCGUUAGGGUGGUGGUGUGCGCGCGGGGAGAGCGGCAAGGCUUUUAGGGAACAACUCGCCGCAACAAACAACAACAACAAACACUACUUGGCUGUUGCAGAUGGUGAUACUGUGGUUCGAGUCUUUCGCGCAGGAAGCUUACUGUACUGAGGGCAAAUUGCUGCUGUAAUUCGCUGCGUAGCAACGGAAAGGAACGGAACGGCGCGUAAAGUCAUUUAAAUGUAAAAUAAACACAGAGCCAUGUGCUUUUACAAUGGAAA
This is a messenger RNA of Anopheles gambiae (African malaria mosquito), 2960 nucleotides long. RefSeq names its product tRNA (guanine(37)-N1)-methyltransferase. The record is from RefSeq and is a predicted model, not a curated record. The transcript is spliced from 4 exons. The coding region runs from base 132 to 1520 and encodes 462 amino acids. NCBI's taxonomy places the organism in Eukaryota, Metazoa, Arthropoda, Insecta, Diptera, Culicidae. Gene Ontology annotation, biological process: mitochondrial tRNA methylation; tRNA N1-guanine methylation. Gene Ontology annotation, cellular component: cytoplasm; mitochondrial matrix.